AUGAAGUCGGCGCGAUGGGGAGAUGGACUCAACGCGUACCAUUUCCGAACUGAAAUCCUCCUUCAUCCGGGCGCAGAUAUCCUUGGGGAUAUUCCAUGGGAUCACCAGCCAAACAGGACAGGGUUUCAAGAGAUGCACAGCAGAAUGCUGACCGCCUUGGAGGGAGAUCUGGAAGAUCGGAACCCAGCUUCCGAAAGUCCGGUGCUUGACCAGUUCGGCGAUAGUGAAGGUGAUACUGCUGAACAUGCUGAACAAACUACCACUCCCUCACGUACAGUACGAUUUCUUCUUCCUGUCUCUCUGACUCAUUCUCUCGCUAUCCUUACUGAGUCCGUUGUUGCCCCUAACCAGCCUAUCAUCAUCGGUGAAACUACCCCCGAGACUCCCGCUAGGCGAUCUUUCGUGCCUGGCCACCGUCGGCGUUCCACCCACGUAACUCGUCUGGACUUGGAGCGCUUUCGGAGGGACGUCUUAGGCAUCGACACUCCUGGUUUUGGAUUUGACGACGAAGCUUCCUCGCCUGCGGUUGACCCCUCUUUUGACCCUCAGUUGGAGAGUCUAAACCGCGACUUUGAAGCAGUCGCUCGGUCCAUGAAUAGUGGCAGUACCCCCGACUCUGGUUUCUUCUCGAGCAGCGUCGACAACGCGAGUAACGCGAGUAACCAAUCAAAUAUGACCAACGUGCCUCGUCAGUCAAUGUCUCCCGCUAUGUCUCACACUCCUAGUCAGGUCAAUGGUGCUGGGAUCGCUGGCAUGAAUGCGGGGAUUCCUCUGAAUGCUGGCCACCAAAUGGAUCUCCAUCAUCUGUACGAUAUGGUCCUGGAGCUGAGUGAGGUUUUGAAAAACAAUCGUCAGAUGACACAAAGUAUCGUCUCCAGCGCUGAGGAGGUCAUGCCACUGACAAAACCCACAGCUGCCCGUAUCACCGAGCUAGAGCGUGCCCUGGCCAGAGAAAAGCGCCUGAACGAGGUCUUGCGAAACGAACAGGAAGAAAACACAAAGCUUAUUGGGGAAUACGAACAGGCAGUUGGUACAAUGGUCGAACAAAUCCGUAACUACUGCCAGAACAACAACUUGCAGUAUCUGGCGCAGAAACGACACUACAACAAUCUCCUCCAAAACGAACGCGAUGCGCAUCUGCAGAGCCGCCUGGAGCGUGAUCACUGGCAUAAUCAAACCAUGAAAUGUGCGGAGAUGAUCCGUACUGCCUAUCGUAUUCGCUGCGAAGAAGAGAAUGUGCCGAUCCGCGUCGUGGCUGGGCUCCAGAACGAAGUCCGUGCCUACCGCAAUGCUCUUGGUAUGGAGCCGGAGAGACCAGAGGAGGAAUACGGAUGGGAGAUCCUGAAGGAUGUGCCCGGAGGUCCUGCCCCUGGGGAGUAG
Molecule: messenger RNA, 1380 nt
Organism: Aspergillus oryzae RIB40
Lineage: Eukaryota; Fungi; Ascomycota; Eurotiomycetes; Eurotiales; Aspergillaceae
Exons: 3
Coding region: 1-1380 (459 amino acids)
Source: RefSeq, a predicted model, not a curated record